CGCCGCUACUAGAAGCUCUUUCUCAUUACCUGUUGCCCAUCUCCUCCAACACAACACAACAGCAUUGUUAUUCGAGUUCAGUAUUGCUCCACCUCCUUCUGCACUACCAUGCCUCUCGAAGAGGUUCAGCUGUUUGCCCCUAACGAUCGGUCGAUCCCCAAAUUAUUGAAAUCGAGAAUUGGGAAGUGGCGGGACACGACGCCCAGCCAAUUUCAGCAGUAUGGUCCAAUAAAUAAAUACCUGGGCCUGAAAUUCAAUCGCGAUGAACACAUGAUCAAACCGCAAGCGCUCAUUCGCACACCAAUUGAAGAGGCAGACGACGCCUUGCUCCUCAACUGGGGUGAAGAAGAUGACGAUCCCCUUCCGCCGGAUGAUGAUGAACGUGAGAGGCUUUUAGAUCUUCGUUGUGAACUCCAGGAGGGAAACAUUACCACUGACUCCACUCGCAAAGGAUUCGUGUACAAGUCAAACACAGCAGGUCAAAAAGUUUACCCUGACUUUGUGGUCUGCGAAUAUACCGAUGGUGAACAUGAUCCGGUACCCUCACAGGUCCACGAGAGAGAAAAUGUCUCGAAGGACAAGGUGCGACUUGUCAUGGAGAUUGCCACCCUUCCCAAGGGGCUCACUGAAAUGGGGUUGGACCGGUUGAGGGACAAAACAUUGGAGCAGUUGCAGGAAUACAUGCGGCGUGUUGAUGAUGGUGCUCGGUGGGUCCCAGGCAAAGCUAUGGGUGUUGCUUUAGUGGGCACAGAAGUAGCAUUUCUGGUUCCCAGGAAGGUUAAGGGAGAGUACCAAUGGAAGCUCGAUGGCAAUAGAUGGUAUAGCCUGUUUGAUGACAAGUUCCGCACCAUGAUUACUAGAGCUGCACGCGGACGGUCCAGUGCCGCCCAGCUUCAACUGUGCGCGGCGGGAGAUCGCGGGACAGAGGACGGGACGAAAUCGUUCAAGGCCGCUGAAUCGGAGAUAGCGAAGCCUCCUGAACGCCUGGACCCCUCCUAUUCGGAGCGUGCUGGCAUGUGUUCCGCCCGCGUCGGCGACGCGCGCGCGAAUGGUGUGGUGAGCGGCUCGUCGACGGAGACGUGGGCAAAGCGAUGUCAGGGUCAGGUGCGCUACGCGGCGCAGGCGCGGAGGCAGUUCGCAGCGAGACGGCCGACGGCGUACGUGUGCGCGGACGAUACGCGCGCCGAGACCAAUUUCAACAACGUCGCAUUGAGGGGUGGCCUGAUUCAGUGA
Molecule: messenger RNA, 1233 nt
Organism: Postia placenta MAD-698-R-SB12
Lineage: Eukaryota; Fungi; Basidiomycota; Agaricomycetes; Polyporales; Adustoporiaceae
Exons: 8
Coding region: 109-1233 (374 amino acids)
Source: RefSeq, a predicted model, not a curated record